Molecule: messenger RNA, 1573 nt
Organism: Haliotis rufescens (red abalone)
Lineage: Eukaryota; Metazoa; Mollusca; Gastropoda; Lepetellida; Haliotidae
Product: CUB domain-containing protein 2-like
Exons: 11
Coding region: 93-1367 (424 amino acids)
Source: RefSeq, a predicted model, not a curated record
UGGACGGUCGUAUACGUUUCCCACCCGACGGGCUCAUAUGAUAUAGCCUCGUCCUAGUCUCUUACAGUGAUCCUACGGACAUUUGAGCAACCAUGCUUUCUUUGGAUCCUAUUAUUGGGCUGCUAAUACUGUUCUGCUCAUCAAACAUUUCCGAUGCUGUGUCUUCAUGCGGUAACUCUAAUCUGACGGCAACAUCCAACCAUAGCUAUCUUGAAUCUCCCGGGCACCCAGCGAUGUUAUCCAGUGAUGAAUCCUGUACAUGGUUAAUCUCAAAGUCGUCAAACUCUGACAUGAUCCAUGUACGUAUUGAAGUGAUCGAUAUGAACAUGACUGUUUCAUUAACUGCCUGCACGGAGGAUUACAUUGAAGUAUUUGAUGGACCUACAACAUCUUCACAUAGCUUGGGGAAAUGGUGCGGAAAGCAAAGGCCAAAAGUACAGAGUACUUGGAAUUCCCUUACUGUGUACUAUAAGAGCAGCAACACUAGCACAUCCAACAGGGGAUUCAAGCUCGAGUAUUUCGAAACUAAAGAAUUGUUGUCCUGUGGAGGGUUUUACAAUUUUACCGGCUCCUUCCUGCAAGCCCCAGGUUAUCCUACAUCAUACAGAACUGACACGAACUGUAUCUGGCUGAUAGAAGUUCCAAAUGAUUAUAAUAUACGUAUCAUCGUUGAAGACUAUGACAUACUGGCGUCUAAAGAUUGCAGUGUUGAUGACCUUCGUUUUGUGGACGGAAUGAGCCCCCAUUCGCCGGAAAUUGGAGUAUUAUGUGGCACGUUACCUCCGCGCAGCGGCGUUCUGCAGUAUACGUCAUCUGGUCAAGUACUGCGGGUCGAAUUCUCUGCAGAUCCCUAUCGUGCAGUAGUGAGACCCAGAGGCUUUAAACUGGCAUAUUUGAAAGGAAAAUUUGACCCAUGCACAGAUACACACCUAUUGGCAUCUAAGGCGCAACAGUUCAUUACGUCGCCGAAUUAUCCUGAUAACUACACAAGUAACAGUAACUGUUUGUGGCGAAUACAGUCCACCAGACCAGGAUAUCUGGUACAACUGACCCCACUUCACUUCUCGCUGCAGCAAUCUCCGAACUGCAGUUCUGAUUACGUAUCUGUGUAUGACGGUUCGAGUGCGGGACCCGGGGAGGCCCCUAUAGGACGAUGGUGUGGUUCUCACAUGACAGCUAUACACAGUAAUCAAUCAACCAUGCUGUUUAUUUUUCACACUGAUGGCAGUCAUUCACAGUCGGGUUUCAACAUCAGCUACACUGAAAUACCAUCACCAAGACAUAUCUCUGGUGGUACAGGAAUGGGUGUUUCGGUGAUUUUUUAUUGGCUAUCUGUUGUCACGUUGGCAACUGUUUUGUACCUUUAAAUGUCAUAUAGACACAUGGACGGCGAAGUAGCAUUUAUAGUACAUCUGGGUAUAUCCUUAUGAAAGUGUUUUGUUGCUUUUGUUAUUAUAUAUAUAUCCUUUUAAAAAUAUAUUUUGACACACACGGGUUUAUUUGUCUUUUUUGGUUAAUUAUUUAAUUCUAUUCCACGUGACAGUACAUAUUUAUGAUUUAAGUCGUAGAAUAA